Messenger RNA from Colletotrichum aenigma, 756 nucleotides. RefSeq lists its product as uncharacterized. The transcript has 4 exons. NCBI's taxonomy places the organism in Eukaryota, Fungi, Ascomycota, Sordariomycetes, Glomerellales, Glomerellaceae. The coding region runs from base 1 to 756 and encodes 251 amino acids. The record is from RefSeq and is a predicted model, not a curated record.
AUGUCCCGCGGCCCUGCCUACGACGCCCCCGCCGCCAACAGCGGCCAGGCCUCCCCCUCCCCCUCCCUCGAGGAGCGUGGUCGUCGCCGUGCCCGCGCCGCCACCACCCCCAUACCCGCCAGUCCCUCCUCCUCCUCGUCUUCCGCCGCUGUCCCCGUUGGCCCCCUCUCCCCUACCGUCAACUCCCGCGCCCGCGUCUUCGCCAGCGUCCGUCUUCGUCCUUCCCCGGCCCGCACCCCCUCCUACGGGUCUGCCGCCUCCUCUCCCGCUGCCGCUGCCACCCCCCUGCGCGCCACCUUCGACGAGGCCCCUGCCUCUGCCCUCGCCGUCCGGCGCGCCGCCAGCCCCCUCCCCCGCGCCAGCUCCCCCAUCGCCAUCCCUGGCGCUGCUGAGCGCAACCGCGUCCACCGCCGCCGCACCGUUGGCGACACUGCCAGCGGCAGCGGUAGCGGCAGCGACGACGAUCUCUUCGGAAGUGGCUUCUCCGCGGAGGAGCUCUCCGCGCAGGCCACUCGCCUCCGCGAGCGCAUCGGCGUUGGCCGUGGCUGGGUUGACCCCGCCGGCCGUCUCCGCGCCCUCCCCCACGGUGCCCGUCUGCCGCCUCCCCCCUCCCUCACCGAGGAGGACCUUGCUCGCGCCCGAGCCUUGUCCCCCGCCUAUCCUCGGGGCCCCUCUCCUCCUCCUCCCCCUCCCCAGACGGAGGAGGAGUACAUGAGGGGUGUCGAGGAGCGGGCCAAUGAGUACCACGCCUUCUAA